GCGUGGGUGGAGUAGAGAGGGGAGGGAGGGAAGAAGGGGUCGUCCGAGCGACAGGGCCCCGGAGAUGAGACACGUGUCCAUCCGGACUCGGAGCGCUGCUUAGCGGACACUGGCAGGCGAACACCCCGCUGGACCCGGAGAUUUAUACUCUGACUUCUAACGUUUAUCACGGCCCGGCCACGUUGUCUCUCCCUCUUUUUUUCCCUCUCUCUCUCUCUUUCUCACAUUCUCUCCCCCCUUUCUCUCCCUCUUCUGUCUACAAUAUGAUGUUUGUUUUUUUUCUUUCUUUAACUUCUUUUUUCCCUCUUUAAACUCACUAUGCAGCUGUGUAUCUAAAUGUCAAAUACCAUCCACUUAUCUUUAACCACCCUUCACUUCACUGUCUGGACCCCCUCAAUUUACACGUCGAUCUUAUGAGUGUGUGCGCGCGCAUGAGUGUGUGUGUGUGUGUCUGUGUGUGUGUGGUAAGUGUGAGUGUGCUAUUGACUGCUAUGUAGUGAUUACCAUUCCGGUCGGAUGGCACCAGCAAGCCGCUGUAAUUAAUAACCCCAUAAUCCGGGUUGGGGUGGAAGUCGACGCAGAACACACACACGCACACACACACAUAUACACACACAUAGACUACAACACACAUUCAGGACAGAGUUUUACAGAAACAAGGCGUCUCCGUAUGGGUAGCUCUCCAUAUGAGAAAUUAUAGCUGCUAUUAUCCCUCCCAGACAAUGAUAACUAUCUGCUUCCAAAGAAGAUUAAAGGUUUAUACAAGUUCAGGAUUCUUGGAAACGCAGAUCGCAUUAUCAAAACUAAACUCAGAUUGAUGAGAUUUCAUCCCGCUGUCAAUAAUACAUUCAGCUUAUAUCAUACUCGAAUAAAGUGCGUGAAUAAUAAAUCUACCUCUGCUGGUUGUUUUGCAAACGAUUAACAAAACAGAUGCUGGUAGAAAAUAAGGUUGAAAUGCGAUUAUUACUGUCUCGUACACACUUUGAUAUUGAUUCUUGGAAUUUCAAUUUUAACUCACUUGUUUGGUUUUAAUCCGCAUUAUUUACAUGAAACAUCAGGUUGUAAUAAUCAAAAUUGUCAAAUUGAUUUUUUUAAAGUGGAGUUUGACCGGAUGAUCGCUUUGUUGUUGGUGGAUUAGGAACCUUUUAUUAAAAAAAUCACAGUUAUUUGUUGACUUAAGCAAUUUGUUUAUGUGCGCAACAUUAAAUUAAUGAUUAUUAUUUUUAAAUUGUAUAAUUUAACACAUAAUUGUUGCAUUUCUUCAUUAUAAAAUUGCCUUUUAAUUUUUGUCAUUUCUUGCUCGUGCGCAUUGAGAUCCGGUUGUAUUUUCCAGAAUCCACAUCCCCUCAGCCCAAUCCACUAAAGUGUUUAUUAGUUCCAGUAGUUGGUGUUUUACACUUACUCUUCAUUAACAGUCUAAUGCGUCUAUCAUCAGCUCUCUCUUUGAUGUCAAGUGGGUACAAGCGACCCCCUUUUGAUGUCCCAAAUUAAUGAAUGAAAUGAGCCCGAUUCUCCCCUGCCUACAAGAGCCCAAAACACCUCAGAGCCCGUGUGAGAAAACACAGCUUUCAGCCAAGGGAUGCAGCGAGAGAGAAAAAGGUGUGUGUAAGCUGUGAUCACAGGUCAUUACAAGGCAAGAACCACGGGCAGCUCUGUGACACAAACACACACUUUUUCAUUUGCUGUCAUCUCGCGUUUGUGAUUAUUUUUAUGUAGGAUUUAGAUUUUAAUAAGGCUUUAGAUUUUUAACACUUUAUCCAAAUAUUUAUGAAACUUUUUCUCCUUUAAUAAAAAGAAGAAAACCGUCUAAAAGUAGUCUUAAACUUCAUGUCAUUUCUUGAUUUACAUUUUAUUUUUCAACCCAUGUGGUCGAGUGGUUUCUAAGUUUACCUCAAAGAAAAGUUAUUUAACUGCGGACCUAAACAAAAAAAAGAAGUUAAUCAUUCACUGACAUCGAAAUGCUCACCAAAAAUGUGAAUUAACACGAAAAAAUGUGGUAGGACAGACGAGAACAAAUAACAAAUGGAAUAGAUUGGCGAGCCAUAAAAUGAGAUUUGAAAUCCCAUUCAAAUAAGAGAGCUCGCGACGUCAGGGCACUUAUCCGAGAGAGGGAGAGAGAGAGGAAAGGAGAGAGAGAGAGAGAGUGUGUGUGCAUGCGAGAGAGAGAGAGAGAGAAAGAGGGAGGGAGGGAGAGAGAGGCUGUUUGGUGUGUGGUGUAUAUGAGAGGGGUGAGAUUUGAGAAAUAGGAGGGGCUUCUAAACGACUAGAAAUGUCAAUCUGAGCAAGGGAGUCCCAAUAAUCUAAAGCAAUCUGUAAGGACCUGACCUUAGUCCAUCCAGAUCAAUAGGGAAGUGAGGGUGGAAAGAAGAAGACAGAGGAAGAAAUAAGGGGCGCAACCGGAUCGUUUACACUGGCUGUUCCCGAGGAAAUAUAGACUUCCCUUGCUUGCACCUUUUGUUGCUCACAUGCUCACACUGUAAAAGUGGAUAUCGAGGCAAUUCCCUUGCUUUGUGUGAUCGCAGCAGACUUUUCCCCCCUUUUUUUCCUACCACCAUGUCUUUCCCUCAGCUGGGAUAUCAGUACAUCCGACCGAUAUACCCGCCGGAGCGCCAAGGGAUCGCCAGCAAUGCCCGGUCCGGGACAGAGCUCAGUCCGUCCGGCGCGCUCUCAAACGUCCUCUCCACCAUGUAUGGAUCUCCUUUCGCCGCAGCAGCGCAGGGCUAUGGAGCGUUUCUGCCCUACUCCAACGAUAUCUCCAUUUUCAAUCAAUUGGUGAGUCUCUCAGCUUUCUCUUAACUUCUCGAUAAGUUUUGCAUGACACUUCAAAAUAAAAGAAAUAACAACACAGGCCUUUGUGGCACUUUUUUGAGUCCGAACUUUAAGAGCGUUACGGCAAACUUUGGCGCUAAAUGUUUGGUGAAAAUGAGCGAAAGUGGUUAAAAAGUUACGCACUGAGGAGUAAUAUUUUAGGCUUUGGAUUCCUAACAAUAUCCUGAAAGUGGGAGAGUUAUUAUAAUGAUGCAAUGUGCUGUGGAAGGCAAACAUGUAAAGGAGGGAAAAAGUUAAUAAAAAUUAAAGUGUAUUUGUGCGUUUCUUGGUUUGGAUUAGUGUUCUCUAUUUUUCUCACUUUUGAUAUUUUAAUCCAAAGUUAAUAACUCGAGAUUUGCUUCAAAUGGGACAAAGUUUCGUUUGUUUACAUUUAAAGAAUAUCUCUAAAGUUGCUUCCUGACAUUAUAACCACAAACCAAACUACAAGCUAUAUCACAGAGGAUAAUUCCAGACGAAGUAUCUUGAGACAUCAAUAUUUCUGGACUAACAAAUCCCUCUGAUUCUUUGUCUUUUUUAGGGUGCUCAGUAUGAACUGAAAGACAGUCCCGGGGUCCAGCACCCAGGGUUUGCCCACCAUCACCCUGCUUUUUACCCAUAUGGCCAGUAUCAGUUCGGUGACCCAUCCAGACCCAAAAACGCCACCAGGGAGAGCACCAGCACCCUGAAGGCCUGGCUAAGCGAGCACCGCAAGAACCCUUACCCCACCAAAGGCGAGAAGAUCAUGCUGGCCAUCAUCACCAAAAUGACCCUCACCCAGGUGUCCACCUGGUUUGCCAACGCCAGGAGGAGGCUAAAGAAGGAGAACAAGAUGACCUGGGCUCCUCGGAACCGCACCGACGAAGAGGGGAAUGUUUACACCAGCGAUCACGAGGGGGAGGAGGGCGACAAGAGAGAGGACGAGGAGGAGAUCGACCUGGAGAACAUCGACACGGAGAAUAUCGAGAACAAGGACGACUUGGACGACCAGGACGACCUGCAUUCAGAUCUUAAACUCGACGGGAGGAGUGACUCUGAGAUUUCUGACGGCUAUGAGGAUUUACAAGGGCCCGACCAGAGGUUUCUAAAGGUUGUAGGGAAGGAGGGCAAGGACGUGGAGAGAGGAGGAGAGCACUUCCACAGUCACCACCAUCUCCACCAUCAUCACCACCACGCGUCUUUGGACAGCAAAGCGUCCCAACCGAACGGGGAACCCCUCAAACUGAACCCCGUGUCCGUGAACUCACCCCCCUCAGAAAACAACCCUGCCCCGGCCCAGAAGCCAAAGAUCUGGUCUUUAGCAGAGACAGCCACGGCCCCUGACAAUCCGCGGAAAUCACCUCAAAUGAACGGCAGCAACUCCGCAGGGCCGGCCGCGCAGACCAUACUCGCCCCACAUAGACUCAUCUCUUCUUGUCCUGUUGGGAAAAUCCAGAACUGGACGAACCGAGCCUUCUCGGCGCACCAGCUGGCUUUACUGAACUCCAACCAUUAUCUGGGACUGGCAAACCAGGCCUCUGCAGCCGGCCUGGCCCUCUACAGCAGCAGGCAAACGGAGGACAAGAGUCAUAGUUCAGAGACUGCAGUCACAGGUACAUGUCCCCGACACUGAGACGCGCAUGUAUAAAUGAGUACAGAGACAGAGACGCUACAGUCCAUUGCCCGUCAUUCAUUUCUCUUCUUUUAGACCUCCUCUCGCCUUCUUUUGCCUGUUGAAACAUGGAGUUUAGUUCUUUUUAAGGCCACAAAUUAACAGUGUUACAGUGUCAGAGCUUGUCUGUGUGUGUGUGUGCGUGCGUGUGUGUGCGUGUGAGUGUGUGAUGAGUGCGUCCGAGAAGACAGUGAAACCUCAUCAGACAGCAUUUAAAGAAAAUAGAAGUCUUAUGGUGAGCUGGGUGAGAAAUAUUUCUAAUAAUUGCGCCCCUUUCUUUCUUUCUGUUUCUGUUUCUCUCUUUCUUUUUAUUUUUAUUGUUUUGCAUUUGGGAUACAAUAAUCCUCAAACCCUCUAAAUCCACUAAAUUUGAUCUGUGAAGGCAGGAUGGGCUCUGAUCAGAAUUAUUGCAUUUUUUAAUUUCGGUUUUAAUUUCCAUCGCCACAGUUUCAGAGAAAGAUCUAGUGCCUUUGGAUGCAGAGACAGAGUCGUUAAAAACAGCUCUCCACCACCUUCAAAGAUAGUGAGGCUGUCAAUUAAUGGCAUCUGGGAUUUUUUUUUCUUUUUUGAUGCCAUAUCACAUUUUUUUUUUCUUUUCCAAACGCCACAUUUACCCAGAUUAGCUUCUUCUUCUCAGAUUUGUUUCAUCCCUGUGUGCGCUUGUGUUAUUUCGUCAAGGCCUAUGUUACACUUACUUGUUUGGUCAUGCAAAUGAGCUCAAUGCAAAUUCACUACAGGCUCGUUUUUGAAAGGCAAUUGUCACUUUUAUAUCACUUUGUGUUUUAGCUGGAGGCUAUUAUUAGUGUUUUGUUUUUAUUUUGUCCCUGUUUAUUUCAGGCCUGAGAAACCAUCUUAAAGUAGCGGUGGUCCUCUUGCCUCUCUCUCUCUCUCUCUCUCUCUCUCUCUCCUCUAAAUAAUCUCUCACCCAUCCUCUUUUUGCCCUUUUUAUUUUUUAAUUUGAAUAUGGAAUGUAAAAUAAAAAAUAAUACAUCUCUGUAAACUUACAUUGUAAGCAUGUCCUGUGUAAAACUGCUAAUGUAAUAAUGUAUGAACCUGUAGUCUGUGAGUUUUAUUUUUAUUUUCUUUUUGUAAGUUCUGUGAGGAUUUGAUGUUCAAAUGUUUUUGUAUAUAAAGUUAAGAAUAUGUACAUACUUGUGAACCAAAUUGUACAAGAAAGUCUAUAUUUUGGCUAAUAAAUGAACUGCUGCAACUUUAA
This is a messenger RNA of Xyrichtys novacula (pearly razorfish), 5672 nucleotides long. The record is from the annotation of a GenBank genome assembly. Lineage: Eukaryota; Metazoa; Chordata; Actinopteri; Labriformes; Labridae.